This is a messenger RNA of Neurospora hispaniola, 389 nucleotides long. RefSeq lists its product as uncharacterized. The annotation marks the transcript as partial. The record is from RefSeq and is a predicted model, not a curated record. Lineage: Eukaryota; Fungi; Ascomycota; Sordariomycetes; Sordariales; Sordariaceae. The transcript has a single exon.
GAUGAUUGCCCGCUCUCCCGUCUCUUAUUAUUUCUUCUCUUUAUCCUCGUGAUAUACGGCUUGAGUUCUUUUGAUAACUCAACCCUCCUUGGUAUUCUACUUCGUAAGAUAAACCUGACCCGAUGUUCCUUGCAACCGACAUCGACAACCGGACAAAGGGGGGCCCCACAUACCUAGAGGUAAGGACCCUUCAUUAGCGCAGGCGCUACUGUAGUGCACACUGCACAGUAGGUAGAAUGAAUGCCCUGGAACUGCAUGUAAUUCAAGCCAGGAAUUCUAGUAUGUACCAAAUGGCAGAUAUACAGCUAGAUCUAAUAGUAGACUGGAAGGAAGCCCACAGGGGAAUCCAGCUAAAGGCUGAAACACAAAUUUUGACAGUCUACUCAAAU